Cricetulus griseus (Chinese hamster) is the source of this 234-nucleotide messenger RNA. The record is from RefSeq and is a predicted model, not a curated record. NCBI's taxonomy places the organism in Eukaryota, Metazoa, Chordata, Mammalia, Rodentia, Cricetidae.
AUGAGCCUUAUUGCCCACUCUGUGCUGCAGGUCCAGAAUGCCCAGCCACUAGUGGACACCCACCCACCACAGACUUACGGCCACCUCCACCUAAAGCUCAAGAAGCUGAAGAUGGAGGAAGAAAGACUCUCCGUCAUCGACAGAGAAAACAUCCUACUUCUGCGGAGGGUAGCCUCUGCCAUGACAACGAGGGGACAGACUGACAGCAGCAAUAACUUCACACACAGAAGGUAA